AUGAUGGAAGCUGAUGAUCACUUGUUUGCCCUCGCAUCAGAAAAACACGCUAUCUUUGAUCUUUCUUCAGUAAGUUUUGAGUUGGCAGUGCAACAUGCGAUCCAAGGGUCGGGAAUGAUUAUAGCUGGCCCAGACCACGGACUAGCUAUUUUCGUGCACUGUCGGACUACUUUUGCCAAAGUUUCAGCACCUGAGGGAAAAGUCGGUGAAAAUCCCGCUCUCUCUGGAUGA
Plasmopara halstedii is the source of this 231-nucleotide messenger RNA. RefSeq lists its product as uncharacterized. Lineage: Eukaryota; Oomycota; Peronosporomycetes; Peronosporales; Peronosporaceae. The coding region runs from base 1 to 231 and encodes 76 amino acids. The transcript is spliced from 2 exons. The record is from RefSeq and is a predicted model, not a curated record.